GCGGUAAAAUUCUCCGAACAAAAUUUUAAUACUUUCACUACCUUCACUACCCGUCGUGUUCAAUUGCUGCGGUGUAACUGUUUGCUGAGAAAAAUAGGUGCACGUGGAAAAAGUUCGGCCAAUCAAUUAACAAUGAGCACCUCGCCAGAUGUUUCGGAGUCCAAACGCUUCAAGGAUGACGAAAGCUUGGUGAUCGGUACACAUGAUGGCAUCUUCCACUGCGAUGAACUGCUAGCAUGCUUCAUGCUUCAACAACUUCCGCGUUAUGCUAACGCAAAGAUCCAGCGAACACGGGACGCCAAACAGCUGGAACAAUGCGACAUCGUUGUGGAUGUUGGUGCCGUAUUCGAUCCGGAGAAGAACCGUUUCGAUCACCACCAGGCGAGCUUUCAAGAAACGCUAAACUCUUUGCGGCCGGAGAUCAAAGUGAAGCGUGCGAUUCGGUUAAGUUCCGCUGGUUUAAUCUAUACCUACUUCGGAGAGGAAGUAAUUCGACAAGUAUUGACGAAAAACUCGGUUCCAACUCCGUCAGACGAUCUGAUACGGGGCGUUUAUCGUAAAUUAUACGACAACAUGAUAGCUGAGUUAGAUGCCAUCGAUAAUGGCGUUCCCAUGUUCGACGGCGAACCAAAAUAUACCAUCAAUUCUCAUCUUAGCGGUCGGGUUGCUCGGUUCAACCCUGCUUGGAACGAGGAAGCCUCCGAUGCGGACGUAAUCAAGCGUUUCGAGCAGGCGAAAGCUUACGUGGGGAAAGAAUUCGUCGAUAGUGUUCUAUACUAUUCGGUUUCCUGGUGGCCUGCCCGGGAUCUGGUCGCUAGUGCAGUGAAAAACAGACUGAACAUUCAUUCGUCGGGUGCAAUUCUGGAGCUGGAACGGUUUUGCCCCUGGAAGGAUCACCUCUAUGAGUUGGAGGACGAGUACAACAUCGUUGGGCUUUGCAAGUAUGUCAUCUAUUACAACAAGGAAAACGAUUGGCGCGUUAUUUGUGUGCCACUGCAACCAGCAAGCUUUGUUUGUCGUAAAUUUCUGGCUGCCCCUUGGCGUGGUGUAAGAGACGAAGAGUUGGCGACGAUCUCAGGAAUUGAAGGAUCCAAAUUCUGUCAUCAAACCGGAUUUAUCGGAGGCAAUACUACGAGAGAAGGAGCACUUCGAAUGGCUGUUGCGAGCUUAGAAGCAAUUGAUGAAUAGGAAAUCGUGUUUAAAAUAUUUAGCAGAAUUUCACCUCACAUUCAGAUUAAUUGUUUUCAUUAAGUUACCUACCAUUUUCUUGGCAUAUUGUCAAAUAUUUUGACGACUGGAUUGUAAUAUUUGACCUGUAUUGUAUGGAAUUGAUAAAUAAAAAUCAAUUGUUGAAUAACUUUAUUCGACAA
Sabethes cyaneus is the source of this 1370-nucleotide messenger RNA. RefSeq names its product MYG1 protein. Lineage: Eukaryota; Metazoa; Arthropoda; Insecta; Diptera; Culicidae. The record is from RefSeq and is a predicted model, not a curated record. Gene Ontology annotation, cellular component: cytoplasm; nucleus. The transcript is spliced from 2 exons. The coding region runs from base 133 to 1188 and encodes 351 amino acids.